UAAUGUGGUCAGGGCUUAGUGAAAACUCUGGCUCUUUGUCCUUUCAGGUGAAACUAGUUCACCCUAGUGAAGCUAUAACGGUGCUGCGCAGGCUGAACAGAGAACAACCAGACAGAGUUCACUUCAAGACCCUCUUCCAGUCAGGCUCUGUUUCUGAAACUACUGCCUGUAACUGGUGCCUGCGUCCGAACCAGCAGCCACUGUGCAACUACACUGACGCACAUACAGGUGAACCUUGGUUCUGCUACAAACCAAAGAACCUGAGCUGCAAUACCAGGAUCAAGUACGUCAUGGGAGGAUUCAUUAAAAACCUCAAGGCCAAUGAGGAGAAACUCUUUCAAAGUGAUGUCAAUAUGAAAGUCCCCAUUCGGGCUUCAGGACCUGCUGCUGUCACUGUGUUGCCAAACAAGACAGGUCAACCAGAGAUGAAUAAAAAUGAUGUGACGUUUACACCAUCCGGCUAUUACUACCAGGGUGUGUGGCGAGCACUAGGAGGCACCACAAUUCGUCAGUUCAGCACCUCUACCAUCAGUCAGUGUCUGAAAGGCAAGAUGGUCCACCUGUAUGGAGACUCCACUGUCAGGCAGUGGUUUGAAUAUUUGACCAAUACACUACCAGAUCUCAAGGAGUUUAACCUGUACAGAAAGAACCUAUUUGGACCUUUAUUGGCCUUGGAUCUAGCAAACGACAUCAUGGUGACCUUCCGCUGCCACAGUUCUCCUAUCAUCUUUCACACAAUUCCAUUUGCCCAGGUGCGUUACAUUGCCAAUGAAAUAGAUGGAAUAACUGGAGGCACCGACACUGUUGUCGUUGUUUCUGUCUGGGCACAUUUUUGCCCUUUUCCCAUUGAGAUGUACAUCCGGCGGAUGCAGAACAUCCGCAAGGCUGUGGUGCGGCUGCUGGAAAGGGCUCCAGGUACACUGGUCAUCAUCCGGACU
This is a messenger RNA of Monopterus albus (swamp eel), 938 nucleotides long. RefSeq names its product NXPE family member 3-like. The transcript has 4 exons. The annotation marks the transcript as partial. NCBI's taxonomy places the organism in Eukaryota, Metazoa, Chordata, Actinopteri, Synbranchiformes, Synbranchidae. The record is from RefSeq and is a predicted model, not a curated record.